AGUGUCACCGGCGCGCGUUGAUCAGUGUCAUUUAAAUACGAAAGAGAAGAUCAGUAAUCAGUUUCUUGCUUUUCGAAAGAUUAACGCAGAGAGAUGUUCUUUCGGUUGUUCCUCUUUCUUGCGGCCAUUGUCGGAUUCGCAGUAGCUCAAAUUCCUUCUUACAUACCCGUAUGCGGACUCAGAAAUCCGAAUCUCGACAAAUGCAUCAUCAACAGCGUGAUUACUGUGACUGAGAAGCUGCAGCACGGAAUUCCGGAGUUGGAUCUCCCGCCAGCUGAUCCAUUGAACAUUGGAACAUUCGUGCUUACGGACUUGCCGAAUUUCAAGGCGGUCGGUUCGGACGUGAAGCUGAAAGGGCUGAGCAAUUACCACAUAAAUUUCUUUCACCUGGACGUUGAGAAGCAAAGGACAGACAUAAAUAUAACAUUUGAUGAACUGUCGUUAAACUCUGUUUUCAAUGUCACCGCUCGGAUCUUGUUCCCGAUAGAGGAAACAGGAAACGUUCUGCUCACUGCAAGGAACGCGAAUGCUCACAUAGUCCUGACGUACGUGGUGACCAAACGUGGUGACAAACGAUAUCACUACUACUCGUCAAUGAGCAUAAAAUUGAUUGUCACGGACUUCGACGUAGAAUUCCACGGGCACAGCUUUGACAAAACCCUGCAGGAGGCGAUCGAGCAAACAAUACAACACAAUAAGAAGGAAUUGUUGGACGCAAGCAUAGGGAACUUAGAGAAGGCCACUUCGAAGAAGUGUCUUGAAAUAAUUAACAACUUGACCAAGCAUUUCACGUACGACGAGAUGUUACCCGAUCGGGAGUAAACCAGACAAGUUAAGCGAUCGGAUUUGCCAAUCACCGGGAAAGGAGAUGAAAGGGAAACUACAGACUAAACACCGAACUGAACUGAAUCAAACUUUGUGUAUUAGAGAGACGAAAGUGCAAGGAGGGUGGGAGAGAAAAGUUUGUACAUAAUACUGUGGAAUAAAGAACACUCGUUCUCAA
Molecule: messenger RNA, 1003 nt
Organism: Frieseomelitta varia
Lineage: Eukaryota; Metazoa; Arthropoda; Insecta; Hymenoptera; Apidae
Product: circadian clock-controlled protein daywake-like
Exons: 3
Coding region: 94-822 (242 amino acids)
Source: RefSeq, a predicted model, not a curated record